This is a messenger RNA of Arabis nemorensis, 489 nucleotides long. The record is from the annotation of a GenBank genome assembly. NCBI's taxonomy places the organism in Eukaryota, Viridiplantae, Streptophyta, Magnoliopsida, Brassicales, Brassicaceae.
AUGGGACAAGUCUUUGAUAAGCUCCGAGGUAAGCAGUGGAGGCAGAAGCAAGUAGAGGAGAUAUGCGAUCGUAUUUUCGAUCGCUUCAAGCUUCAAACCGGAAGAGCCAAUCUUACCUUUGAAGAGCUAUACAUUGCGGUGCUACUCGUCUAUAAUGAUAUCAACAAGCGAUUACCUGGUCCCCAUUUCGAUCCACCUUCUAAGGAUUUAGUCCAAAGCAUUAUGACGGACUGCGAUAUGAACCUGGAUGGAGAAAUUGACAGAGAGGAGUUUGUCAAGUUUAUUGAGCAGCUUUCGGCUGACACAUUCGCGGUGGUGAGUCAGGGUUUGAUCAUUUCUUUGGUUGUGGCUCCGACUGUGGCUAUUGCGACUAAAAAGGCCACUGAAGGUGUCCCUGGAGUUGGUAAAGUGGUGCAGAAGCUGCCUACUUCUGUCUACGCUUCUCUUGUCACUCUUGCUGUUGUAUGGGCUAAUUCUGAUACAAGUUAA